Humulus lupulus (European hop) is the source of this 1884-nucleotide messenger RNA. RefSeq names its product berberine bridge enzyme-like 8. Bases 43 to 1677 code for a protein of 544 amino acids. Lineage: Eukaryota; Viridiplantae; Streptophyta; Magnoliopsida; Rosales; Cannabaceae. The transcript has a single exon. The record is from RefSeq and is a predicted model, not a curated record. Gene Ontology annotation, molecular function: oxidoreductase activity; FAD binding.
AAAAACUCCAAGUCUACCACAACACAAUCCAAUUUUAAAAAAAUGGCCAAUAUUUCAAAAUCUCCAAACCUUUUGUUAAUAUUUGCACCAUUAUUUGUUCUACUUUGGCUUUCAUGGCAGGCAUCUUCGGUAAGUUGUAGUACUACUUCAAGUCCUCACGACUUUAUUCCAUGCCUUCUUGAAAACUCACAUCCCUCUCACCCAAUUUCGCCAGCCAUCUUCACCCCAAAAAAUUCCACCUUCUCGUCUGUCUUACAAUCCUACAUCCGAAACCUUCGAUUCAACACUUCUUCUACCAGAAAACCCUUUCUCAUCAUAACCGCCCUGCAUGAGUCCCAUAUCCAAGCCGCCAUUGUUUGUGCCCAUAAACUUAACUUGCAAAUGAAGAUAAGAAGCGGUGGCCACGAUUACGAAGGCGUAUCAUACGUCGCCGAAGUACCCUUCUUCAUCCUUGACAUGUUUAAUCUCCGAAAAAUCAAUAUUGAUAUCGAAAAAGAGACUGCAUGGGUGCAAACUGGCGCAACUCUUGGUGAAGUUUACUAUAACAUAGCACAAAGAAGCAAAGUCCAUGGCUACCCUGCCGGAGUUUGCCCCACAGUGGGUGUUGGUGGCCAUAUCAGCGGCGGUGGUUAUGGAACUAUGAUGAGAAAAUUUGGUCUAACAGUUGAUAAUUUAGACGAUGCCCUAUUGAUUGACAUUAAUGGCCGACUCCUAGAUAGAAAAGCUAUGGGGGAAGACCUAUUUUGGGCUAUAAGCGGUGGUGGUGGAGCUAGCUUCGGUGUCGUUUUGGCGUACAAGAUUAAACUCGUUCGUGUGCCAGAAAAAGCCACAUUUUUCAGUGUCCAGAGAACUAUGGAGCAAAAUGCAUCGUUCAUUGCUUCUAAGUGGCAACAAGUGGCGGAUAAACUAGACGACGACGUUUUCGUAAGGCUUGUAAUGGACGUGAAGAACGAUACGAAAACGGGAAAAAGAACGGGUAGAGCUACUUUCAAUGGAUUUUAUCUUGGAGGUUCUGAAAGCAUUGUUUCCAUUUUGGGAAAGAGCUUCCCCGAAUUGGGUUUAAAGCAAUCAGACUGUAAUGAGACGAGUUGGAUCAAAGCCACUGUACUCUUCUGGACGAGCAACAUCCCCAAUGGCUCAUACGACAGUGUUUUGAUCUCUCGAACACCUUCGGUCAACUACCUGAAACGCAAAUCAGAUUAUGUCAAGAAACCCAUUACGAAGAAGGGUUUGGAAUCGAUUUGGGGUAGAAUGAUGGAGCUCGAUGGUCCAAUCAUGUUGACUUUCAAUCCGUACGGUGGGAGAAUGGCUGAGAUUCCCGAGAAUGCAAGUCCAUUCCCGCAUAGAGUUGGGAACUUGGCUUUGAUUCAGUACGCCAUCAACUGGAAUGAAGCUGGGGCUGACGUGGCCAAUAAAUACAUCGGUUUGACUAGGAAACUUUAUCAGCACAUGACUCCUUUUGUGUCUAAGAAUCCCAGAGAAGCGUUUUUUAACUAUAAGGAUCUUGAUUUGGGAAUCAACCAUAAUGGGAAAGCUAGCUAUUGGGAAGGGAGAGCUUAUGGGGUUAAGUAUUUCAAAGGUAAUUUCAAUAGGUUGGUGGAGAUUAAGAGGAGGGUUGACCCUGGUAAUUUCUUCAGGAAUGAGCAGAGCAUCCCUGUUUUUCCACAUCAUCUAUGAUUUAGUAAUGAAUAUACAUAUAUAUUUAUAUAAUUCUUUUCAGUAAUGAAUAAUGUUUAGUGUUAAUAAACACUAUUGUAUACAGUUUAAUUGGUCAGCAAUUAUUGAAUUAAUUGUGUAUUAUUAGUUAUUUGUGAUUAUCAAUACUUUAUGUAACAAUAUACCAAAAUUAUAAAUGUAUGAUUUGUUAUUCAAAGUUUUUUUUUA